Pocillopora damicornis (cauliflower coral) is the source of this 2835-nucleotide messenger RNA. RefSeq names its product sphingomyelin phosphodiesterase 4. The record is from RefSeq and is a predicted model, not a curated record. Lineage: Eukaryota; Metazoa; Cnidaria; Anthozoa; Scleractinia; Pocilloporidae. Gene Ontology annotation, biological process: ceramide biosynthetic process; sphingomyelin catabolic process; glycerophospholipid catabolic process. Gene Ontology annotation, molecular function: sphingomyelin phosphodiesterase D activity.
UCCUUAACUUCUUGGCGCGCUGUUGAAAUUUGCUCCUAAUAAUUUAGUGUCUCAUUUGAAUCCCUCUCACUCAGCUCCUUCCUCAACUCCUUGGCGCGCUCUUGAAAUUUGCCAUGAGUAUCGACGUGUUUGCGAGUAAGACGAGGGAAGCUUUGCAGAAGCCCUUAUGUGAAAGAUGUGAGGAGAUUGAAAAGUUAAUCGAGUCCUCUUCUGCGCAGAAUCUUCAUGGAUUCUUUCCACAACUACUCAGUAGUAUUUUUGGAUAUGCAGGCUCAGCUGAUUGGGGUCUUAAAACUCUUUCACGUGACAAGAAAGACUUUGCUACAGUACAACAAUUUUUAUCACCUGCUGGUCCAGUUUUUAAAUUGAUUGACAUGUUGCAGGCAGAUGACCUGAAACGUUAUGAAUUCUUUAUUAACUGCCUUCCAAUUUCAACACAGAAAUCACUGUCAGAAGGUAUGAUUCCUGUUUUGUACCGAGACAAAGUACCAGUCAGAACUCCUGGUGAAACUAUGAACACUGUAUUGCUUAAUACCUUUGAAUACUACAUGUUUCAUUUUGCUUACUACAUUCUGCAUCAGAAAGUCAAUACAGAGUCUAGCGUCAUGGCAACCCAGGACUUUCUGUACUUGGUAGUGUUGGAUGACUAUCUUAACUUUUUUUUGCCAUCUGAUGGAGCUGCCAUCUCACACAGUACUGUCAAGGCCAGGUCACCUACUAGUUCAGUGAGGAAAUCUGCAAAUUGGCAUGAACCAAGUUUGUACACAAGGACCCAGUAUUUUCCAAACCAGUUCCCAGGCAUGAUUAAACCUUCCUCUGGCAGAGUUAGUCCACCCAGUGCUCACCAUGGAAUGUUUGAUCGCAGCUCACAGGAGAUAUGGAGAUCUGAAACAUUUAUACAGAUACUCAUAGAAUUCUGGUUGAAUCAGAACACAGUGGAUUCUGUUUCAAGAAAUGUUCUCUCCCAUGGUCAGGAGUAUUUUAUGCCUACAUUAGACCAUGUGCGAGUGGUGAGGAUUCUAGUGAAGCAUGUUCAUACAUUUGUGUAUGCCAAGGUGUCUGAUGUUGCUCAGCUCUCUGUAUUACACCCCUCAGAUGAACUGAGAAGGGUCAUCGUUGUUCAAUUUCUUCAAAAGAAGCUUUAUUUUUUUCUAUGUCACUGCUUUUCUCACUGGCCUCUGGAUCCCUCCUUUAGAUAUGUGUUGGAAACAUGGCUGAGUUACAUUCAGCCUUGGAGGUAUUCAAAGUCCCAGCCUGGCUCAGUAGCAUCUGGAGAUGAUGAGUCCAAAAUGACUGCCAGCCCUGAAUGGAAAUCUUUUGUUUUUGAAAACCUCCUGUUUUACUCUGCCUUGUUGUUUGAGUUUGUGUCUCGUGCUUGCCGUUUCAAUCUGACAUCAUCUAAGGAUGCUUAUCUGCUUUUUAGGGUCAUUAAGGUAUUUGCCCAACCUCAUUUGGUGGAUAUGAUUGAAGAAGGAGAGAAGGCAUUUUUAAAUCCAUCUGGGAAUCGCCAUACUUCAUCCCAAGUUAAUUUAACUGCAUUAAGCUCAGCCAUUAAGGCUCACAUUGUUGAGCUGGAAGGAUCUCCAAAUUCAUUUAGAACAGUGUUCCAUUUUCCAGGAGCAACAAAGAUGGGUGAACUUUACACAAGAGUGUUAGCUGCCCUUGAUGAAGCAAAGGCUAUGAAUCAGACUGCUCAGGAAUCUGAGGGCAACACAGGAGGAUUUACAGGUUUCUUAAGAAAUUUUCUCAAGCAUGGUGCUUCACAAGGCGAUGAGUUUGAAAGAAAAGCUGACAGUACGAAACUUUUGUCAUAUUUGGAACAGACCAGCAAUUUAAUGCAACAAAUUGUCAAGAAUACAGAAACCAUAGAUGGUGGCAUAUUAAAUAGUUCAAUACAAUGGGAAAUCCCUUCAUCAGUAAAAAGAAGCAGACACACAUCUGCUCCUGGCUCUCAGUCUUCCCUCCCAGAUCAUAUUGAGACAGAAAGAGGUCCUGUAUUAACGCCUUUGGGAAGAUAUCAAAUGAUGAAUGGUCUUCGCAAGUUUCAAGUGAGAUACAGUGGUGAUCCAGAGCUUACCCCAAUUUGCAGCUUUGAAAAUCCUGCAUUGGUUCGUCUUAUGUACAGGCUCUCCACACAUCUAAAUAAAAAGUUUGGCAAAUCCUUGGACAAGUUGUACAUAGAUUCAAGACUUUUCAGACAAGCUGCUUGCUUUUUCUCACCAGCUGUAAAAUCUCUGUCCUCCUCUACUCCUUCAAGACAAUCAUCAACCUCCCCAUCUCAGUUCCUGCAGGAACCUGUACAGUUGCAGAUUAGCCUCAGAGUUUUUGCUUCAUACCACACUUUAUUAUACCUGUUUGUACUGUGGCUUUUUUUUCGCUUCACAUCCAUGAAUGUUUUUGUAGUCAUUUUGUUAUGGAUUUUGGUUUUGGUAGCAAUAGUGUUGAACCAUUUAACACCUUGUCACAAGAAAAGCUUGGCGUAUGGUAGAUAACAAAGACACAUUGUUAGCAUAAGCACACUAUAAAGCAUGAAAAUGCACGUAGCUGUUGCUGGAUUAUUGUUAUUUUUCUUGAUCUAAGAAAUAACCAUGAGUCAGAUUAACAUAUAAGGGCCUGAGGUAUUUUUCUAAAGUGCUACAGAAAUUAUCAAGAGAAUUUUAAAUCUCAUAAUUUUUAAAUGGUUAAAUGGUGAAAGAGGAGCAACAAGGCUCAUGGCAACUCCAUCUGUUUUGUUUUCCCUUCAUCAAUAUUGCUUUUUCUCUCUAGAAUUGUUAGUAAUUCUGAAUAUUCUUUAAACUAUCCAGGACUAAAAAUAAAGUGUAUGCUAUAAGACAA